Molecule: messenger RNA, 627 nt
Organism: Drosophila eugracilis
Lineage: Eukaryota; Metazoa; Arthropoda; Insecta; Diptera; Drosophilidae
Gene: maf-S
Product: transcription factor MafG
Exons: 2
Coding region: 93-506 (137 amino acids)
Biological process (GO): regulation of transcription by RNA polymerase II
Cellular component (GO): nucleus
Molecular function (GO): DNA-binding transcription factor activity, RNA polymerase II-specific; RNA polymerase II cis-regulatory region sequence-specific DNA binding
Source: RefSeq, a predicted model, not a curated record
GAGAAGAAGAAGACACACAAUAACAACGCAAAAAGAAGAAAAACCGAGCAAACAGCUUGACUCGCUAAGAAAAUAAAAGAAAACUAUAAACAAUGGAAGCAAAGCGCGAGAGAAAGUCAUCCCUGGAGUGUGAUUUUCAGGCCCCACUUUCGCCAUGUCCUAUUCCGGAUAUAACCGAUGACGAUUUGGUUAGCAUUUCUGUGCGGGACCUUAACAGGACCCUAAAAAUGCGUGGACUUAAUCGCGAGGAGAUUGUCCGAAUGAAGCAACGGCGAAGGACUCUGAAAAAUCGUGGAUAUGCAGCCAGUUGUCGGAUCAAGCGCAUAGAACAGAAGGACGAACUGGAAACAAAGAAAUCAUACGAGUGGACCGAACUAGAGCAAAUGCACGAGGACAACGAACAGGUGCGACGUGAGGUGGGCAACUGGAAGAACAAGUAUAAGGCUCUUUUGCAGUUCGCAAUCCAAAACGAGAUUCCCAUUCCAAGCGAGUUGGAAGGCUGCUGAUUCCUCAGUCACAUUCCUGUUUCUGUCAAAAUUUCAAUAAACUUCAUAUGAAAACACCUGUAACUAAAGUACAAUAGCUGGCAAAUUCCCCUUCCAUAAUAAACGUAAUCUUUACAAGAAA